Podospora pseudopauciseta is the source of this 1692-nucleotide messenger RNA. RefSeq lists its product as uncharacterized. The record is from RefSeq and is a predicted model, not a curated record. Lineage: Eukaryota; Fungi; Ascomycota; Sordariomycetes; Sordariales; Podosporaceae. The transcript has 2 exons. The coding region runs from base 1 to 1692 and encodes 563 amino acids.
AUGCAAGCUUCCACAGAUCACGAGCGGCGCUGCUACUGCGGGAAGCUGUAUCAAACCAUAUCGUCGCUAGGGCGACAUACAAGAGGAUGCCCUGCAUUCUCUGAUGAUUGUAAGCGGUUUCUGCGACUACUCGCGUAUCUGGAGCCUGGACCCGUGCCCGGUGACCUUUUCCGUCGAGCUCUGUUCCCCUUUCGAAAAUGGAACGAAAACGGAAACGAAUCUCGGGAACGGCCAUUCCAGCUUCCCGACAUUUUCUCCGACGAAGGCCGACUAGUUAAGGCAGUAAUGGAUGCGAUCGACACCCAUGCCGUGCGUGUGACGAUUGGAUCAUCAGUGUCUCGGGGGGACCCGUGGUGGGCACACCGUAAUUUCGAACUGCCAGAAUCCUCACGGAUAUUUAUCCAAAAUAGUGUUGACUCUUUGAGUGGGCAGCUGGAUUCGGCAAGACUUGUUUUCCAUGGGUUUCCCAUCUCUGAUCUCGAUAUCAGAUUUAUCGAGAAAGGAAACGCGCUCCUGCCUUUCGUAGUCCCUCUCUUGUACAAGCUCCCCGUAAAUAAGCUACUACCGGGGGAGCUUCCUAGCACGAUUGAAGUGUGUAUCUCCAUGUCGCAUUUCGGGGACCUCGACUUCAAAGAGAAUGCAUUGGCAGUGGCGGAAACCCUGGCGGGCCGAAUAGGGCCGUCGCCCCUUGACUUCAGUAUCGCUCUACGCAAAGCUACCCUAGCUCUAGCUGGUGGGCAAAUGCUAUCUGUCUGGCCGUCCCCUGGGUUGGACCGAAAGGGAAAUAGUCAGCGAGCAGAGGCGGUACUUCUCCGCGCCCAGCAGUGUGUUGAACUUGGCCACGUAUCUGAGGCCUGGGAACUGGUCGGUCAGUGGACACCAUUUCACGCUGCCCAGCCUUCGAGUCUUGAGACUGUUAUGUCUUCGCGCAUGGACUUUAUGAAAGGCAAACUGCAUCGUUUCCGAGGGAAUUUUGGAGCAGCUCGUCAGUACCUCGAACCUCUUUCCAGCCAACACCCUCCAACUCGGGUACAGUUCUCAGCUCGCCUACACCUCAUUGCCGUGUAUACCGAGCUUGGUCUCUGGGAGAAGGCACAAACCGUGGCGGGUGGCAUCGAGAUUGCAAGUGGGCGGCAACGUCGCCUUUACCGGCUAGCACAGGCGGAGCUGCUGCUUUCCCGAGUCCUCUGCGGGUUCGAGGAGGAUCUUCCGCCCGCGAAGCGUCUAUUUGCGGAAAUUGUUAGCGAAUACGAAGGGCUGGGGAGGGUGUCUGGGAAAACAAUGAGAAGGAACUUCUUUCGCGCAUGCUUCGGCCUUGCCGUCAUCGGCCACCUGCAGCGAAGGGGCCAGGCUCUGUUCGGUGCCUUGGGUGCCCUGAGCGGCUGGGAGCUUGCAUACCGAGCAGCUCGGGAGUGCUUGGUUGUUGCCGAGGGCUUCCCCGAUCUGAUAUGUCACUUAGCUAUGGCCCAGGUGCAAUUGUCCUCCGUCGCCGUUCAGUCAGCUCCUUCCCUGGAGCGAGCCAAACAGAUCUGGGCCGACUUGACAAGUCAAGGCCUUGAGCAGAGGUUCUGUUUCACAAACCUUGGAACUCGCUGGGUUGACAUGGUAUCUGAGUGGCUGGAAGCCUCGGGCUGUCCACGUAUCGUCUCACAGUGGGGUGGAACUGCAGGUAACGCACGGGAAGGAGACUAG